Molecule: messenger RNA, 1874 nt
Organism: Cucumis sativus (cucumber)
Lineage: Eukaryota; Viridiplantae; Streptophyta; Magnoliopsida; Cucurbitales; Cucurbitaceae
Product: ras-related protein RABA5a
Exons: 3
Coding region: 1056-1730 (224 amino acids)
Cellular component (GO): endosome
Molecular function (GO): GTPase activity; GTP binding
Source: RefSeq, a predicted model, not a curated record
GCUUUUGUGCAUAUGGCAACGUUUCACUUGAGCAAGUCAUUCUUUGCUGAUGUGAAAAUCUUUGUUGUUUCGACUCUCUAAAACCACUUUCCAAGUUGAUAUUCAUUAUCAAGAGUCAGCCUAGUGCCUUCUAUCAACUUAGACUGCAGAAAAUAAUAAUUAUAAAUUUUUCUUAUCUAUGUUGGGUGAUAUUCGUUAUAUUUUCAGUUUAUAUUGGUUUAUGGAUGAUAAAAUUGGGUUGGUGGUCCACUGGCCACGUGCAAAUGUAUCACAGAAUUGAAUUUGAACUUGCUUGGAGCUAGUAUCAAUAUACGUAGAUUGGUCCAUCGGAUGAUGUGCAAUAUACUUAGCAUCAGCAUAAUUUAAUUAUUUAAAAAUGUUGUGAUGCAGUUACUCAUCUGUCCUAGAAAUUGGAUGGUUGAUACACCUGGCUACUUAGCAUCAUGAUGUUGAUUAUUAAAGGCAUUACCGUUUCUGUGUCUAUACUUUUAUGAAAAUGAUUAUUUUGACAAUUAUCAUCCUUAUCGUCAUCUAGUUUCUUAGUGUAAUACCUUUCAUUAUUGUAUUACUGUUUGUUAUCAAAUGUUCAGAGUUGUAAUUUGCUUCUGUUAAAAUGUUGCAACAAUUUACUGUGCAUACUUUCUUCUCACGCUAUCUUCCGAAAGAAAUAGCAGCACCCAUCAAAAUUAUUUCCUCUCCUACGUCUUUAGAUUUUUUGGUUAAUUGUACUUUUGUUUUAGAUAUAAAUUUCUCCGUACAUUUGUUUUGGUUCUUGGAAUGGCCAGGCUGGGUUCGAUAUUGAGAAAGCACCAGAAUUUUUUACUCGAUCUGUUGAAGCUAAGGCGGAUUGACACAAGAUUAUAUUCUAUUUCCCUUUUUGUUUCCUUCUCACUUCACCAGCUAUUAGCUUCAGAAUAUUGGUACUCUCAGAUUCUUUCCUUACUCCAUCAAGGAAGAAUUGCAUCCUUAGGUGGAAUCGACUUGCUGAAGGACCCAGAAUUCAGAAGGUAUUUUGAAACUAUUAUGGUUCUAUAGAGUUCUGUGAGGCUUGGGCAAUGGCUUUUUAUUCCGAGGAGGAAAAAACUGAAGAUUAUCUUUUCAAGAUUGUUUUAAUUGGUGAUUCAGCCGUGGGAAAAUCAAAUUUGCUCGCUAGAUUUGCUAGAGAUGAAUUUUACCCUAAUUCCAAGUCAACCAUUGGAGUGGAGUUCCAGACCCAAAAGAUAGAAAUAAAUGGAAAGGAAAUCAAAGCUCAGAUAUGGGAUACAGCUGGUCAAGAGCGAUUUAGGGCCGUUACAUCUGCAUAUUAUAGAGGAGCUGUUGGAGCUCUCCUCGUAUAUGACAUUAGUAGGCGUCAGACCUUUGACAGCAUUGGAAGAUGGCUGAAUGAACUUCACACUCAUUCUGACAUGAACGUAGUAACCAUACUGGUUGGCAACAAGUCUGAUCUCAAGGAUGCUAGAGAAGUACCAACUGCUGAAGGCAAGUCUUUGGCAGAAGCUCAGGGUCUGUUUUUUAUAGAAACCUCAGCCCUCGAUUCUUCGAAUGUGACAAACGCAUUUCAGACAGUCGUGAAAGAGAUCUACAACAUAUUGAGCCGAAAAGUAAUGAUAUCUCAAGAGCUUAAGAAGCAGGAUGUGAGCUGGAUGGAGAAUGGAAAGACUACUGUAGUUAUACAGGGAGAGGACCAAGUAGAAGGAGAGCCCAAAAAAGGUGGGUGCUGCUCAUCCUAGUAAUUUACAUAUUGGAAUCUGUUCUUUCAUUUAUUCUGCUCAUUAUAUAGCAUCAUUUGCUUAACAACUUCCACAUGUAUCUUCUUCUCCAUCUUGUUGAGUUUUCUUCAGUCGAUGAAUCUGCUCUCUCUAUGUUUUUUCUUC